Molecule: messenger RNA, 1569 nt
Organism: Homo sapiens (human)
Lineage: Eukaryota; Metazoa; Chordata; Mammalia; Primates; Hominidae
Gene: DEXI
Product: Dexi homolog
Exons: 2
Coding region: 464-751 (95 amino acids)
Source: RefSeq, marked validated
GAGCGCCACCGGGAGGGCUACGCGGCGGCCGCAGCCAUGGGUGCUGGGCCUGCGGGGGCGCGGGGGGUGCGCGAGGACCUGCGGGGCGGGGCGGGAGAGAAGGCUGCCGGGACCGGCCCUAGACACUGAGCCGCGGUGGGAUCCCCACCGGCUCUGCGAGGCCCUGCGAGCGCCAGGGAGGCGCCACGAGGGAGCCGGGCAGCCGCGGGCCACUUCAGGGGGGCCCGCCUCGCCGCCCGGGCGGUCGAGAGAUCCUUGGGGGCACAUCUCGGGGUGCGGUGACCCGCCCGGCGCAUUUCGGGGGUCGGGGCGCAAUUGCCAGGGGACAUCUGGAGCCCGGCCCUGCUUCUGUCGGGCUCCAGGGUACCCCUGGAUGGCUGCGCUGUGCCCUCGCCGGCCGCCCGGGCGCCGCAGCGGCUGAGUUCGCCGGGAUCGCCGGGCCGCCGCCCUUGCCACCCGCUGCAUGCUCGGCGCCCGGGUCGCGGCCCACCUGGACGCACUGGGCCCCCUGGUCCCCUACGUGCCGCCGCCGCUGCUGCCCUCUAUGUUCUACGUGGGCCUGUUCUUCGUCAAUGUGCUGAUCCUGUACUACGCCUUCCUCAUGGAGUACAUCGUCCUCAACGUGGGCCUCGUCUUCCUGCCCGAGGACAUGGACCAGGCGCUCGUGGACCUCGGCGUGCUCUCCGACCCCGGCUCGGGCCUUUACGAUGCUGACUCGGAGCUCGACGUCUUUGAUGCGUACUUGGAGUAGGGUCUCGACUGCUGUUCCCCUCUUCCCUACACGAUCCGCAACCCAUGCCCUGGACCAGCCGCCCAGAUCAUGCCGCCGCAGCUGGUUGGGGGCACCAUCUGGACGGGGAUGGUUCCCCAGGAGGAGACCCUCCCCUGCCUCCGAGGCCUACCUGCUCCCCUCAAAAGCUUCGUGCCAACAGAGAGGUUCCUGUUUGAACCCAGGAGAGUGGAAGAGAGAUUGGGACUGAGUGCUGAGGUUGGGAAGGCACCUGCUCCCACAGAAGGGGGAACGCAAGAGGCAUCCCAAGACCUCAUCUGCCUGCAGUGUCAAAUCGAUGGCCUGGCCUUGGCUUCUGAUUAUUUGCAGCUGCGAUGGAUGUUUACAGGAACCCAGCCAGAGUUUGCCUCCCUGCACUUCAUCCCGGAGCGCACCUGCUUCCCCCACUUCACCUUCGGAGAGGACACUUCAAACUGCGGACACACGCAAAAGCGACUCCCAGCUCCGUUUGAUGUGAGUUGAGCCUUCAGGCCAGCUGGGUUUAGCCCGAGGCUGGUCUUAGAUGCAGCGACUGUUUCAGGGGUGACUCAGAAGAAAAAGAAGCUGAGGAAGCUGUUGGGGGGCUGAGGGUGGGAUUCUCGCUCCUUCAUUUCAGGUUACUCGUUCUUCAGCAAGUUGGCAAAACAGACAUCAUGCUGGUGAGUGCCACGUUACUCCCCUGGCUGGAAAUGCUUUUCUGAAAGUAUGAGUGUUGUGCCUACUUAAUUCUGAUAAACCUGUCUAAGCAAUACUUAGGAGGCUUACUUCUUUGGAUUAAAAAAAAAUGUAUGCAACUCCAA